Centropristis striata (black sea bass) is the source of this 1236-nucleotide messenger RNA. It is a transcript of the gene cbx1b, whose product is annotated as chromobox homolog 1b (HP1 beta homolog Drosophila). NCBI's taxonomy places the organism in Eukaryota, Metazoa, Chordata, Actinopteri, Perciformes, Serranidae. The record is from RefSeq and is a predicted model, not a curated record. Bases 87 to 701 code for a protein of 204 amino acids. Gene Ontology annotation, molecular function: chromatin binding. Gene Ontology annotation, cellular component: nucleus; pericentric heterochromatin. The transcript is spliced from 6 exons. Gene Ontology annotation, biological process: negative regulation of transcription by RNA polymerase II; chromatin organization.
AUAUAUUUUCGUUCGGGUGGACGUUUUUUAAAAAAAAAUAUUUAAUUUGUAAGUCAUCGGAACCUGCGGGUCCCCAGGUCUACCUGAUGAGUAUGAGCCUGACUACAGAACCCCCUAACGAUGUUCCCGCUACUGUUACAGAAGAGAGCAAAAUGACUACGGUCGUCGUCGAGAAGAAGGACAAGAAGCCAGAUGAAGUGACUGCAGAGGAGGAGGAGGAGGAGGAAGAAUACGUGGUGGAAAAGGUCCUGAACCGGCGGGUGGUGAAAGGGAGAGUAGAGUAUCUUCUCAAGUGGAAAGGCUUCUCUGAGGAAGAUAACACGUGGGAGCCAGAAGACAAUCUGGACUGUCCAGAUUUGAUCGCAGAGUUCCUGCAGUCCCAGAAAAUAGCACAAGAUGGAAAGAGGAAGGCAGCCGGAGACGCAGAUGGAGACGAGAGCAAAUCGAAGAAGAAAAAAGACGAUACAGAGAAGCUAAGGGGCUUUGCUCGAGGGCUGGAUCCAGAAAGGAUUAUUGGUGCCACAGAUUCCACAGGAGAGCUCAUGUUCCUCAUGAAAUGGAAAAACUCUGACGAAGCGGACUUGGUGCCGGCCAAGGAGGCCAACGUCAAGUGUCCGCAGGUGGUGAUCUCUUUCUAUGAAGAGAGGCUUACUUGGCAUUCGUAUCCGACUGAAGACGAGAAAAAAGAUGAGAAAAACUAACAGCGAGCACAAGAGAGAGAAAGAAACUGUAGUUUUGAAUUCCGAUGUACUAUCUGGAGGGGAGGGAGCAGAGACAAGCAAGACACCAUCUUCUCAUCCGUCUUUUAGCGUAGUUUCACUCAUCUGAUUCUACUUUUAUCUGGAUAUAAUCCAACUGUAUAUAAGCUUCAGGUUUGCUUGAAAAAAACAACUGAAAAAGUAAAAAUGCAGUGUUAAUUUUCAGUAUCGACUCCAGUUUUUAAUAAACUCGAUCGGCCGAUUCAGUAUCAGUUCCCACAUCUGGUCCAGUGCUCGGUCAUGUAUCAGUGAGGUGAUGUUUCUCUUCAUUAGUGUGCCUUUUUUUUGUUUGACUUGGCUCGUUGGUGCUUUUUGCGGGCAGAACUGUGUUCAUCUUAGCUGUUUGGUCAUUUUAGGACUCGUUUGGUGUACGGUUACAAACUCUUUUCAGUGAUUCUUUUGGUUAUUGGUAAAUCUUUGUAGUGUUUUUCAUUGUUGUCUUGCUUGUCAGUUUUGGAGAAUAAACCACUUUUUGUUA